CUGAGGCGGGCGGCGGGCUCCCGGCUCCCGGCUCCCGGCUCCGCUCCACGGGGAGGGGCGGAGGGGGGGGGGGCGGCGAUGACACAGAACCCGGCGGCCACUGAGGCGGCGGCGGCGGCGGUGGGAGGAGGAGCGGCGGAGCGGGGGUGAGGUUAAAGGCAUAUGUGCUCUAUGAUGGCUUGAGUUUGCUUACCAUGACUCCAAGCGGAGGCAUCUGGAACUGAGAUUGGGCAGCUUUCCCACUAAUGGCCAAGACUAGAGAUCAGCCGGUCUGCUGAAGCCAUGGGGAGUUGCUGGAGCUGUCUGGAUAAAGACACAAUCUCAGAAACCCAUCCAACCAAAUUCAAGGUGACAAACGUGGAUGAUGAUGGUAAUGAGCUGGGCUCUGGGAUCAUGGAACUGACCAACUCUGAGUUAAUUUUGCACACCAGGAAACGAGAUGCUGUGAGAUGGCCGUACCUCUGUCUGCGGCGUUAUGGUUAUGACUCCAACCUCUUCUCAUUUGAAAGUGGAAGAAGAUGCCAAACUGGACAAGGCAUUUUUGCCUUCAAGUGUGCACGUGCUGAGGAGAUUUUUAACCUUCUCCAAGAGAUCAUGCAGUGUAACAGUAUUAAUGUCGUCGAGGAACCCAUGAUGAUAUCGAGAAACCCUCAUCCGACGGAACUUGAUUUACCAAGGACGCCACAGACUCCAACCACCCCUGGUUUCACUGUGUCUGGAUUUCCAAAUGGAUUCCCUUGUUACCCACCAAUGGGUGAUGGCUCCUCUCACCCCUCGACUCGACAUCCUUCCAUUGGAAGCGCACGUCUCUCCUCAGUGGGUGAAGAGUCCACCCACCCUCUGAUUGUAGGAGGUGAUGAUCAGAUUCACACAUAUGUGAACACUUCCAAUGUCGAUGAGGAGCGGAAGAGAAGACCCUGUGUUCACGGUCUGACCGAACCGCGACCCUCCAUCUCUGAAAUGAUGCAGAGCCACACAAGUCACUGCCCUGCAGUGGAAGACCGAUCUCCUCAAGUCCUACUGCAGCCAGGUGAGGUUAAGUUUGUCCUGGGACCAACACCGGUUCAGAGAAGAAUGAUGGAGCUCGAAAGAAUGGAUCGACAAAAAGAACAUGUUGAAUACUGCGGCGGAGGCUUGAGUUUCCAGGACCGAGAUAUUGCCCAGGAUGGCGAUGACCAGAGUGUGGUGUGCGUCCCUAACAAGAUGACUUACGAGAAUGUUAAUGGUUUACCUGUGACAUCUGGUACAGGACUUCGACGAGGUCGGCUUAAGAUGAGUGGGGAUAGCCAGAACCUUAAUAACUGUGCUCAUAGGAAGACAGCCAUGCUGAACUAUGAAAAUCUGCCCUCUUUACCUCCUGUGUGGGAAAGCCAGACACAAAGGCGGGAGGAAGAGGAUUGGAGUGACUCUGGAACUCCCCCGCAAAAUGGAUACCACAGUAACCUUGACCCACUGCGGAACUACGUCAACACGGAGAAUGUAACAAUUCAGCCUGGUUUACAUAAAGUAGACUUCACGCGGCGGCGAGAUUGCACUCCAAACGUCUUCAGCUUUGACUUUAGACGCCCGUGCCCCGAGCAGAGGCAAUUAAACUACAUCCAAGUGGAGCUGGAGGGUGCCAGUGACUCAGAUAACCCCCAGACCCCCAAAUUGCCCAGCACUCCAGUCCCGCCAACUCCCACACGUAGGACUGAGUUUUACGCUGUUAUAGACAUUAAAAAGACAGCUGCUAUGUCCAGUUUGCAAAAAGCACUACCAAGGGAUGACGGGACGUCACGCAAGACAAGGCACAACAGUACAGACCUGCCAUUCUCUUCGUUUGUUGGGACCCACUGCUAGCCAUAAUUGCCAUUAAAAAUGAAUUCAUUGAAAGUGUCCUACUUCUGAAGUGUCAAAUAUGGUACAUUAUCAUCUGCAUUUUCUUCUUUAAAGAAAACUUUGCCUUUUUUUUUAAGGGACAGUCUCUGUCCAAAGGUCAGAAAUACACAAACAUUUCAGAAUGGCUUUAAAUUAUUACUACAUUCCUGCAGUGAUCUUUUGAGUUUAAGACUCUUGGUAAAGAAAUAAACAUUUUGAUGGGCUGCUACUUUAAGAAUAGGGCCAUGUGCUUUUAGUAAAUUUCAAUGCUUUAUGAAGUCAUUUUCUUCGUUGAUGUGCAUCCUAUUUAAUGAAGAAGACCAUGUGCAGGCCCUUGGAAACAUACUGUCUCUUUGAUCCAGGUUUCAGGAAGACUGUUGAAGGUGUUUGCAGACAGUCAUUACUAUGCAUCAGUCAGCAUCAUUUUGCCAUGUAUCCUGUGGCAAAUUAUAUGAGAAUUACAUGGAGUAGCUCAGUCACAACUGUCAAUGAUGUUAAGGAUGUUUGGUACAAAUUCCAAAGGUGAUCUGCUCAAUGAAACACUUUCAGUUUUCAUUAUCAACAGAAAUCAAAUUAGUGUUUGACUUUAAUUUGAUCCCUUAUAGCUGUAUUAAUAAAAUCAGCACAAGUACAAAUUAAGUGUGUUGUGCUUCCUCAGUAUCUCUUUAAGUAGCUAUCCCAUGCCUGGUGGGGGAAGACAACAGUUGAGUGCAAUGGAAUGACAAACAAUCUGCUGGAGGAACUCAAGGGGUCAAUCAGCAUCUGUGGGGGGAAAGGAACUGUUAAUGUUUUGAGUCAAAACCUUGCAUCAGGACUGAGUAGGAUGGUUGAGUUCUGGCAGUGAUAUAUUUGAGACAGUUGCACUUGUUUGAGACGCAGGCUGGAAUUUCUUUACCAAGUUCUGCACCGGGGCUCACACUGAAGGGUGUGGGUUUGCAUUCUGCGUGAGGAGCAGCCUUUGGCUGGACACCCACCACAUGUCUUAACUCUCACAUGUGAGCAGUGGCCAUUCUGUCACAAUUUUCGAGUUUGCCAAGAUGGGAGGGAGGAAGCUGUUUCACCAAGCUCAUCCAUUUCAAGAAUGGUUCAGUGCCUUUGCAGAAAUAAGGUGGGGAGGGGUGAUCAAGGAAGAGGAAAUGAAAAUAAAAUGGCUGAAAAGUAUUGAUGCGGUAAAUUAGGUUCAAAUGUUCAUUGGGAAUGUUCAAAAAAAUAGUGGAUACAGUGAGGUGGGCAAUAGUGACUUUGUAGUAAUAUUCUUUUAUUAUUGAUACAUGCAACAAAAUUUCAGUUCUUUAAGUUUACAAUACAUCUGCUUAGAAAAAGGGAAAAUACCCAACGUUCUCGAUCCUUUCGAGCAACAAACAGGGAGCUUUGGAAGUGAUAUGUAUUGUGCACUUGCAUCAAAAAAAUGUGCUUUCAUCUAGCUGGCCUUCUGCAAUUUAUAUUGAACAUCCUUAAUUUGUCUUUUUCUUUUUCUGUUAUUGGCUUCUUGACAUUUUCAGGGUUACAAAAUGUGCCAAACAAAGUGCCAACCUUCCAUGCAUGAAAUAGUGUUGAACAAAAUCCAGUCAGUCUGGUGCCUUGUUUACACUGAGACUUGCUCGCUCCUUCAGAUUGUUGGUACUUUAAUUGCUAACUUGUGUGUUGUGUUUUAGCUGUAGUUAAACAAAAAGGCCAGAGUUCCUUUUUAUCACCCUAUACUUUUACCAUUAAAUGUGACCACUGAACAAGUGUUUGGCCAUAAGCCUUUCAUAUGAGUCUGUGGGAAUGGAAAUAGUGUAAUAACUACCUGUAAUUGACCACAUUGCCUGACAUUUUGAGUUUGUUCAACUUUCUCAAUAUGCCUUUUAAAGCUGCAGUAUAUUUAUGUCUUUUGUAGAGUGAGUUGAUGGGUGUGAACUACCCAAACAAAAACAAAAUCGGGUUUAGGAAAGGCAUCACUGUACUCAAGUCUCCUAAAGUUCAUAGAAUCAUAGAAAUGUACAGCACAAAAAUGGGCCCUUUUGGCCUAUGUCACCAUGCCAACCACAAUGCCUACCUACGCUAAUCCUAUUUGACUGCAUUAAGCCCAUAUCCCUCUGAGCCUUUCCUAUCUGAGUACCUGUCCAAGAUGAUAUAAAAAAAAAUGUAAUUAAGAUGCUUAAAAUUGUACAAAGUUUCAGUUUCAUGCAUUAAUGUCUCGAGCUGUCAAAGUCUUGUAUCAUAUUAUCCUAUUGAUAUAAUUGAAUCUUAUACACCGUAAUCUUCUUUUAAAAUCCCUGUGAUGUUAGCUGCUGUGAUAAUGCAAAAUGUCAUUAAUUCACAUGACAUUCCUGGAUCUAAUUCCAUUUAUUAUUCGGGUACAUAGGGUUUGCUUAAUUCCUUUAGCAGCCUACCCAUACUAAAUUAUAAUUACAGGAAGUCCCCAGAUUACGAAUGAGUUCCGUUUUUGAGUCUGUUCGUUAGUCAAAUUUGUAUGUAAAUCGGAACAGUUACGUACAGUUCACACCUAGUGUCAAUUAGUCAAAUGUUUGUCUUAGUAUAUAGUAUAUAUUUUACCUAAAACGUUAUAAAUAUAAUAAUGCUUAAAACGCGCAGUGUUUUGAGCAUCGUGCAAAGUAGUCUACCCGUUCGUUAGUACGAACCGUUGUAUGUAACUCGAUUUUUUUUAAAUAAUAGGCUUUACAGAGGUCGGUUCGUAAGUAUGGGCGUUCGUAAAUCGGGCGUUCGUAACCCGGGGACUUCCUGUAUUACAGUGAUGAGAGAUAAUGCUGCACUUCAGUUUGCAUUAGGUUUGGUACUUUUAUAGCUAAAAAAGGGUCCACUUACUAGGCAGAAUGUAUAAAAUAUUGCUAAGUUGUUAUCUUUGCACAGUUGACGUUUUUGCUUGUUGAUUGUGGCUUGGUAUUUAGAAGAAGCAAUGUGCCACAUUGCUGUAACGCCAGGAGGUAAUGGAGAUUUGGACUGAAAGUAGGGUUUUUGUGUGUUCUUCUCUUUUCCUUUUUAAAUUUGCUUGAUUGUGUGAAUGUUUAGUAAGACACCAAGUACUUGCCCUCAGCAGGAUUUGUGAAGUUAGGUUAGAAUCACAGUGUGCUUUGCUCACAGUUUUCACAAUUAAAUUGUGAAUUGUACAGCAAGGAAAUGCAUGAAAUUAAAGAAACAAAAUCAAAUUCGGUCUUUGGAGAAGUGGCUCGAUCUCCUGUGGAUUGUUGAGGUUGUGCAGUGAGCAUCUGGCUUAUUACAGAACAGACAUCUCUUUGGUUCGGAUCUGACCUGUGUGGAUUGACUUUAGCUAAUUGUAACAGUAGGAAUCGUUGAUUUACAGAGGGAAGUGUAAAACCAAACUGUAUUCCCGAAUUUUAUUGUUUUCCAGUGAUUCCUGCUAGAGUUGUUCUCUUAUGGCUGUCAUGAGGGCAGGACGACAUUUAGAGCAAUGUUAAAAUUGGUAGAGCUAUCAACCUGACAUUAGUCAUACUCCAUGGACAGUGAGCUAGCCGCUUCCAUCACAGUUCCUGGAGGUAUCCUGUCAUAGAUGCACAGAGAUGGAGGCAGGGGGUCCAUAUUGAACAACACUAGGUAGAAAGACCUGAAGCAGCAAGCUGUGAUUAUCCUCUGUUCCCGAAUAUGAGGUUGAACGUAAGAAAUAAGAAGCAUUUAGAUUAGUCUGCCUGGUAACAACUAUUGUUGGAGGAACAAGUAUUUCUCAUUCCAUUCCUUACAAACAAAUUAAGUGUUGAAGCAAGGGAAGUAAAUGGAUCAUAAGGAGUAGACAGUUAGUGUCCAGCACACUAUUCCACCAGGUGGAGCCAAUGUAUAACAGUUUAAGAAUUUACAGUUGAAUUCAAUUCCAUGCAAUGUGAGAUUUUAAAAUCUGUGCUUAAUAAUUGGGUAGAAGCUGGUUCAUUAAUCAGUUAUUUGUAUUGUGUUUUUAACUAUUACUUCCAUGUGUUCAAACUGACAAAUGCAGAAAUUGUAACCAAAUGAUGAAUAUAUUGCAGCUUUGAAAAUAUGUUCAGUAUACCUUUUUGAAAGUUGAGAGCUUCCAAGCUGCAUUUACUGUUUCUGAUGGUGAGUGCAGUUGGCAAUUUUCGGCUUUGCUCCCACUGAACCAGCAUAUGUGGCCUUUGUUCUUUGAGUCCUCAUGCUAGGAUCAUCUACACCGUUCACCUCUGCGGCAAGGGAUUUUGUCCUUUUGAACUACAGCAGUUCUGUGCACAACUUUUAAAAUUCAGUCUGCCAACUAAAUGGCUCCACAGUAUUAACUUAUAAAUAUGUAUAAUGUGUGUAUAGUCAUCAGGGCAGGUUCAGCAGAGCUAAAGAAUGUAACUUCUUUCCCACUUUGUGCCCUCUUUUGCACUCAUGGGUCAGACAUUAGAUCAAAUGUGAAGACUGAUAUUUGCUUUCGAUUCCUGGAUGUGGCUGAGGUGCAUUGGUUGGGUUCUGUAGCAGCCUUGUUUGGUUUGUCUUAAGUGAGGAUUUCUAAUUAGUGCCAAAUUAAGUUGAUUUAGACUUUGGGCUCAACUCUUUCUGGAUUAAGAUUGGUCAGAAUUUUUUGAAUUUAUGAGCUUAGACUGCUAGCAAAUGAAGGAGACCUUGUACUCUUCAAUUAGGAUUUGAAUCCUGACGCUAAUGGACAAGAAGCCAUGCUUUGGGCUCCACUAUAGCCAGAACUACUUCUGACCUCCUAAAUAGAAAUAUAAGUAGAAAUGAUAGUUUGCAACUGGGUCUUGCACCCUGUCCAUUAUCAUUCUGCCGUAUAGCUACAGUUUCUUCACAGCAACCCCAAGGCAAGAGCAGUGAUUGUCUCUGAAGCGAUUGUUGCGCUCAACAUCAACUGAAGGUCAUUUUAAAUCUGUGGAUAAAAGCCAAGCGUCCUUGAAUCUCUUGUUGACUUUCUUUGGCCAGAUUUAUAAGUGUAAUUUCAGCCUUAAAGCAAUGGCCAUUAUAUUUCCUAAAACCCACGGGAGCUCUCUGGCUAAGGCACUAUGUACCAGGCAAAAUUUUAAAUUUGAGUUCUUUUUAUUAAUUCCUUUACAAAGCUAUUUUUAACCCUUUUUUUUGUAAGAAAUGAGGAAAACUGACCUCUGACUGGGACAGCUAAUUAAAGUUAUGUUUACAGGUUAAUGUUAAAAUUCUUUUACAGCACAAGUGCCUAAGUUACCAUAUGAAUAGGCUGGUAGCAGUACUUAGCAGUAACUCUCCUUAGAAGUGGUUUUGGUGGGGUAGGGUGGGGGAAGAUUAAAAGACCCAAUGCUACCAUUGCCAACAUUUGGUUCAUUACAUUACUUUUGAAAUAUAAUGCUUUGCCUGACUAUAUCUAUAAUAUGUAAAGGUGAGAAGCAAGUGCCUUAUCACUAUGCUAGCAAGAUGUUUAGACAGAAACAAGAGUUUUAAAUGCUGUCAUAUUUGGCUACACUUUUUCAUCUUGCUGUAAUGGCCAUAACAUUCACAAAUUCAUGUUCUUGGCCUAAAGUGGUUAGUGUCGUCAGGGAUGUAAAAGUGGAAAGUGGUUUCAUUCUUCAGCACUGAUGACCAAUAUUCAGUGAACACUUGUGUUUUUCAAAAAUACUGGGAAUUCAAUGAAAGUGUUUAAAUCGGGUAAUUUCAAUGUAGGUUGUAGGGACUGUGAAUGAUUUGAAAUGCCACUGUUGACCUGCUAGUGACAUUUAGAUGCCUGUAGUCAAAAGCGCAUUUGCGCAGAUUUUGUUGUGCAGUUACUUUUUAAUUUCAGUGGGAGCAAUCCCUUCAGUAUUGUGUAAAGUUUCAUGAAUGAAAACUCUGAGCAGGUUCCAGGCCAUGUGCAUCACUGUCUUAAGGUACUUCAUUUCUCUGCACGUGCUGAUCUGCUGGCAGUUUUGUAGAAGUUUCUUGUGUACUGCACGUCGGUACGUAGAUGCCCUUGGAUGCUGCUGUAUAUGUCAGCUUCUGUGAGCUUUCGCAAGGUACGGAUGAAGGUAAUCACAGAAUUUUCUGAAUGUGGACGGGACUCAGUGAAUCUGAAGAGAUGCAGAAACAUUUUUUUUAGCUGAAUUAAACUGUACCUAUUUAAAAAUCAGCAUUUUAAAAAUAGAAUGAACCAUUUUUGUUCUGGAUUGCUUCAAAAGCAGAAAGCUGAUAUUUUGCGUUGCUGAAGUAUGAUUUUUUUUCUCUGGGUUUGUGUGAGUAAAUUUUCCAACCUUCCAUUAAAGCAGUCGUUCAGAAUAUCCUCUGGUGGUGUUCGAACAGCUUCACAUAUGAUUCUGAUGGGAUAAAAUGACGUUAAACUCUCCAACUAAGUAUCUUUUGCCAAAUCACCCAUUUGCAUGAACAUAAUUCUAUUUACAAUCUGAACACUAUUUUCAAGCGAGCAGGUUUUGGGCUGCCUUUGUUUAAAAUCAUUACCAUGAUUUGACCCAAACAAUGUAGAGUUCAGAGAAUUCAUAGAGUUGUACAGCAUGGAAACAGGCCCUUCAGCCCAAGUGGUCCAUGCUGACCAUGAUGCCCCAUCAAAACUAGUUCCCGUUUGCCAGUAUUUGGUCCCUAACCUAAACAGAAUCAGACUGUUCAGAAAUCUGGUGGCGGAGGGGAAGAAGCUAUUCCUAAGUCAUUGAGUGUGGGUCUUCAGGCUCCUGUACCUCCUCCCCUAUAGUAGUAAGGAGAAGAGGGCAUGUCCCGGAUGGUGAGGGUCCUUGGUGAUGGAUGGCACCAUCUUCAGGCACCACCUCUUGAAGAUGUCUCGAUGGUGGGGGGGGGGGGGGGGUUGUGCCUGUGAUGGAGCUGGCUGGAUCUACAACCCUCUGCAGCCUCUUGCGAUCCUGCACAUUGGAGCCUCCAUUCCAAGCUGUGAUGCAACCAGUCAGAAUGCUCUCCACCGUACAUCUAUAGAAAUUUGCAAUUUGUCCAACUGUCUUUUAAAAGUUAUUUUACCUGCCUCAGUAACUUCCUCUGACAGCUCAUUCCACAUAUAUACAACCCUUUGUGUGUGAAAAAAAAUAAAGUUGCCUCUCAAGUUCACCUUAACCUCUCACCUUAUACCUACACCAUCUAGUUAUUGAUUCCCCAACCCUGGGAAAAAGGUUUGUGACAUUUGUACUCCCAGAUGUCAAAUCAGACCUGUGCUUCUCACAUUGGCAUAUUUGCAAACAGAGGUCUGAAAAAAAAAUAUCCUGUCAUCCCUGGUCCCAUUUGGCUUGUGACCUUAACUAAUUGUGCAGCCCAGGUACCAGUUAAAACUGACUUACACUAAAUCAGCAGACUGAAUUUCCAAUUCAACUGCAAAGAGCUUUUUACACGGUAGGGAACUGUGUGGGCAUCUGCAAAUUCUGUGAUUAUCCUAUCAUCUAAGCCCUGAUGUCCAUGAGUUUAUGAACUGUGCUGUUUUUAACCCUUUCCAAUCCAUGACGAGUUCAAACCCACUUCACUAAUUCUUAAAGUCUGAUGGUACUGAUUAUCAAUAGCUGCUGGAUUGAUAAAAUGAAGCAGUUAAUAAACAGCUAUAGUUCAGCCUAGUUGUAUUGAUGCUCCUCAGUAGAUUUUGCACAUCUUUUAUUUAAAGUACUGGUAUCGCCUGCACUAUAGCAGCAUUGUUAAAACUGCUCAUGCUUGAGUCAUUGCUUUAUCUUAAAAGUGUUAUUUUCUCUAUUUAAUAAAGGUGGUCCAGUAACUAAUUACCUGUUUAAAUUGAGCUUCAAAACCUUAUUAAUCAAUGAAAAGUGCUGUUGUACGAUUGUGGAUAAGGAAGGGUUAAAUGUAAUUAAUGGCCUAGUGUUCCUUGGGUAAACUGUAGGUACGCUUAAGCAGAAUAAUUAUAUUGUAAUUUCAGUAAAAGUAAUUGUAGUCUGAUCCUGAGUAUUUAUGACUUUAUUAAAGUGACUACACUAAAAAAAAUCCUCCUGAGGGAUGAACAAUUAAGUUGGAUGUUUCUGUUUUAUGGAAAUCAGGUUAUGUGUAUAAUUGCAUUGUAUUAUACUGUACUGCAAAUGUUAUGUUCAAACUAGCACCAUUUCAUACUUUGUUUAUAUGCUGUAUGGAAAUGUAUGAAAUAUAACAAGUAAAUGUUGUAAGAGCAAUGCUGUAUCAUACUUUAUUGGCCUUCAAACAUGGCAUAUAGA
Pristis pectinata (smalltooth sawfish) is the source of this 9926-nucleotide messenger RNA. Its product is annotated as fibroblast growth factor receptor substrate 2-like. The transcript has 8 exons. Gene Ontology annotation, biological process: cell surface receptor protein tyrosine kinase signaling pathway. NCBI's taxonomy places the organism in Eukaryota, Metazoa, Chordata, Chondrichthyes, Rhinopristiformes, Pristidae. The record is from RefSeq and is a predicted model, not a curated record. Bases 283 to 1839 code for a protein of 518 amino acids. Gene Ontology annotation, cellular component: cytoplasm.